AUGGCUCAAAAUGGGAGCAGUCCAGGCAUCGGCGCCAAGCGACAGUUGUUGGGCGCCCUCACAACAACAGACCUGACAAUCCGCCGUUUGGAUCUUAUGCUCUCCACGGCCAGCGGACAAGAGCGAGUACUAGCGACCAUCAACUACACCGCCUCAAUACUGCACCACCUCACAGCCUCAGCCCCGUGGAUCGCGCUUCAAACCAGACUGGGGAUACUCGCCCGAUUGAAAGGCCAUACCCCUAAUGUCUCCUCUCCAUCGAAGAAAUCUAAGUUCUCCGCCCUGUCCUCCCUUGCCUCGGAAACGAGAUAUAAUCUCCGCCUCUUUGGGCUUCUCGAGCUCUGGAUCUGGGGUGCCGAUACCCUCAAAAACCCGCCGCAAGAUCGCACACUCCACGUCCUGACUGUGCUCCAAGUCAUUUCGAAUGUGAUUUAUCAGUUCCUGGAGAAUGUGGGAUAUCUCGCUUCGAAGGGUAUCGUGUCGAAGCGCCUUGUCGAGAAAUACGGGAGUCUCACCCAGUGGGAUCUAUGGAGUACCAGGGGCUGGUUUGGACAUAUUUUCUUCCAGUUCUUCGUUCUCUGGCGGCAGCAUGUAUUGCGCAAGCGUCGUGUGGCUGCUGAGCGCGCGGCUGCUGGUACAGUCGAGAGCAAGCAGACGAAGGCUGAAGAUGACGAGGCUUUACGACUGGAGAUCCGAUCCUGGAAGAAGAGUCUCGUGAACAACGCUUUCUGGGCUCCUUUGUGUUUGCACUGGUGCUUUGAGAAGGGGAUCGGUAUUCCAGAAAGCUUGGCUGGGAUUAUUAGUUUUGGAGCUGGGGCUUGGAGUCUACAUGACAUGUGGGCGGCGACUAAGUCAGUGAAGUCUUAG
Molecule: messenger RNA, 867 nt
Organism: Penicillium salamii
Lineage: Eukaryota; Fungi; Ascomycota; Eurotiomycetes; Eurotiales; Aspergillaceae
Source: the annotation of a GenBank genome assembly